AAGAAAAGAAAAAGAAAAACAGUAGAAGAAAGAGUGACAGACACAGUGUGUGUGUUGAUUUAAAUAAAGAGAACCACUCGUUCUCUUCUUCUUCUUCUUCGCUCUCUCUCUUAGGGUUUCACUCACAAAAUGGAUUGAAACUCUCUCUCUCUUUCUCUGCGUAUUUUAUAUAUUUCUUUCACGUCAAUCAGGUAACUCUUCUUUUCUCUCUCUUUUUUUUUUUUAUUUUUUUAUUUCUCUGUGAUUUUGUUUUCUUGCUGUCGGUUUAGAUCGGCUUUGCUUGCAUGUGGAACAACAAUCCGCUUUCUCCGUUCGUCGAUUCAUUUUCUGUUCCACAGAUUUCGGUUUUUGUUAGCUUGAUUCUGUAGGUGUGGAUCUGGAAACUUCUUUGCUUCUUUGCUAUGGAAGACGCAGACUCAGUUGCUACACUAAUAGAUUCUACAACUUCUAAGAUACAACAGCUGCAAAGGGCUUUUGCUGAACUUGAAAGUUAUCGAGCUGUUACUCUUAAUUUGAAAUGGAAAGAACUAGAGGAGCACUUUCAUGGUCUUGAGAAAUCUUUGAAGAGGCGCUUUCAUGAAUUGGAAGACCAAGAGAAAGAGUUUGAAAACAAGACAAUGAAAGCUCGUGAGUUGUUGGAGAAGCGUGAAGCAGAUGUUUUUGCCAAGGAGCAAGCCUCAUUGCAGAAACUCCAAGAGAAAAGGGAUGAUGCUGUAUUUGCCAUUGUAAAUGCUCGAGAAAAACACAGGAAGGUUUCAUCACGUGAAUCGACUAUUGUCUCAAAUGGGGAUAAAGAGAGGAUACCAAGAGUGGAGGAGAAACCUAUGAAUAAUGUGUUCAUUGCUGCUGAAGGUAACAUGGAAGAUGUAAAGCUUUCUCCUGAAAAUGGAAAUGUGGAGUUGAUGUCUUAUCCAGAGUUGGUGAAACUAUGUAAAGAGGUGGAUGCUGCUGGACUACACAAAUUCAUAUCUGAUAACCGUAAGAACCUGGCUGCUUUAAGGGAGGAAAUACCACAUGCAUUAGGAGCUGCUCCUAGUGCAGCCUGUUUAGUCUUAGAUUCUCUGGAAGGAUUUUACUGUAUGGAAGUGUCAAGCCUGGAUGUAAAGAAGGAUGCUAACUUAUUGGGUCUUCGCCGAACCUGUAUCAUGCUGAUGGAAUGUUUAAGUGAUUUCUUGAGCAGCUCAGAUUGUGUUUCUGAUGUAAUUUCAGAAGAUAUCAAGGACAGGGCAAAGGCAGUUGCUGAAGAAUGGAAACCAAGAUUGGAUGCUCUUGACAUGGAUGCAAGCAAUGGGAAUUCCUUGGAGGCUCAUGCAUUUUUGCAACUUCUAGCCAGUUUUGGUAUUGCCUCUGGUUUUGAUAAGGAAGAAUUAUUCAGACUGAUACCAAUGGUUUCUCGGCGCCGCCAAACUGCUGAUCUAUGCCGUUUCCUUGGGCUGUCAGAAAAGAUGCCUGGUGUAAUUGAGGUUUUGGUGAACAGUGGCCGGCAAAUUGAUGCUGUUAACUUGGCUUUUGCAUUUGAUCUUACUGAACAAUUUUCUCCCGUUUCCUUACUGAAGUCUUACUUGAAAGAUGCUAGAAAAGCUUCUUCUCCUGUUAAAAGUGUCAAUUCAUCUCCCACUGCACAGAUUGAGGUUAAUGAACGAGAGCUGAUCGCUCUUAAGGCUGUAAUCAAGUGCGUUGAAGAACAUAAACUUGAUGAGCAGUAUCCUCUGGAUCCUCUCCAGAAACGAUUGCUCCAGCUAGAGAAGGCCAAAGCUGACAAGAAGAGGGAAACUGAAGCGACAAAGCCUCAACCCAAGAGGCCCCGAGCUAAUGGUGUGGGAUACGGUCCUCGUGUCACUAACAUUCCGUCUGACAAAACUUGCUAUGCUAGAGUUGCUGACAGGUACCCACAGUACGUAUAUGAUCGACCUUACAUGUACCCUGCGCCAACUGAAAAUCAUUGCCCCCCUCUCUUGAGCACUGCAACGUAUAACCUCUCCCCCAGUCAUGGCAACUACUUCGCAAAUGGUUAUCAGUACCAAGCUACAUAUCUCCACUAGUUAGCUGAGAUGUGAACAGGCAAUUAUGAUCCCUUUUGUUUAAUAUCUAGUCUUAACCUUUAAAGCUGUUGUAUGUUUCACUUCUUUAAUUUAGUCUUUAAGAAUCGCAGAUACAGGUUAAAUGUCACCUUAAAAUUUAACUUCUGUAGCUGAAGAUAUUCUGAUCCUCUAAUGUAUGAACUCUGUUCACGUUUUGUACAAACUUGAAGCCUUUGUAAUAUAUUCUUAUCGUCUUAGAUC
Messenger RNA from Abrus precatorius (Indian licorice), 2282 nucleotides. RefSeq names its product FRIGIDA-like protein 3. The coding region runs from base 402 to 2042 and encodes 546 amino acids. Lineage: Eukaryota; Viridiplantae; Streptophyta; Magnoliopsida; Fabales; Fabaceae. The record is from RefSeq and is a predicted model, not a curated record. The transcript is spliced from 5 exons.